GUUGUGUUUUGUAUGAGGAAGGAAUGACGUACUUCGAAACGAUAAUAAAACGAACCUGUGAAAACAGCGCGGGUCUCUUAUAGUCUGUGGCCACAUGAAGCCUUUACGUUCUAGUAUCCUCCUUGCCACGCUCCCUCCUCGUUUUCUUCACUUGAUAUCUCGUCUCCGGCAGCCAGUCCGUCCAGCGAAGUAACACGAAGGCGCCAGAGUCAUCAGAAACUGCGAAAGUACUGAACUAAAUAAGCAUGUCUGGCGUCAAGAAGCGGUGCUCUGGUUCCUCACUGGCUGAAGAGGAGAAGAUGCUGAAGUCAAACCAGCAGGAAAACGGGGCGCUGAAUCAAGAUGCGGGUCUGGGAGGCGACGAGCCAGAUGCUGGGAAAGAUGGCAGUAUGACCCUAAAACGUAACAUCACUCUGAUGAACGGCGUUGCUAUCAUUGUUGGCACCAUUAUCGGCUCUGGCAUCUUUGUGACCCCAACGGGUGUGGUGAAAGAAGCAGGCUCAGUGGGACUGUCGCUCAUUUUGUGGUCCGUUUGUGGUGUGUUUUCCAUUAUGGGGGCACUGUGCUAUGCUGAACUGGGCACCACCAUCACCAAAUCUGGUGGGGACUAUGCUUACAUACUGGAGGUGUACGGGCAGCUGCCAGCAUUCUUGAAACUUUGGAUCGAGCUGCUCAUUAUUCGACCCUCAUCUCAGUACAUCGUGGCACUGGUCUUUGCAACCUACAUCCUGAAGCCCUUCUUCCCCACCUGUGCAGUGCCAGACGAUGCUGCCAAGCUGGUAGCAUGUUUAUGUAUCUUGCUCCUGACUGCGGUGAAUUGUUACAGUGUUAAAGCAGCGACUCGGGUUCAAGAUGCAUUUGCAGCCGCAAAACUUUCUGCUCUUGGAUUGAUAAUUCUACUUGGUUUUAUUCAGAUUGGCAGAGGAGAUACACCAUUCUUGAAGCCAGAACAGGCCUUUGAAGGAACAAACUCAGAUGUUGGGAAGAUUGUGCUGGCCUUGUACAGUGGUCUUUUUGCAUAUGGAGGCUGGAAUUAUCUGAAUUUUGUUACUGAAGAAAUGAUCGAUCCAUACAGAAACUUGCCUCUUGCUAUCAUCAUUUCUCUGCCGAUUGUUACUUUGGUAUAUGUGCUCACCAACUUGGCCUAUUUCACUACCCUCUCACCAGAAGAAAUGCUGAUAUCAGAAGCUGUUGCUGUUGAUUUUGGGAAUCGUCAUCUGGGAGUGAUGGCAUGGAUCAUCCCAGUGUUUGUUGGACUUUCCUGCUUUGGUUCUGUCAAUGGAUCCCUCUUCACCUCCUCCAGACUGUUCUUUGUGGGGUCUCGGGAGGGUCACCUGCCAACUCUUCUUUCUAUGAUUCAUCCCACGUGCCUCACUCCAUUGCCUUCACUCAUUUUCACGUGCCUGAUGACCUUACUCUAUGCCUUUUCCAAUGACAUAUUUUCCGUCAUUAACUUCUUCAGUUUCUUUAACUGGUUAUGUAUCGCUUUGGCCAUCGUUGGGAUGAUGUGGCUCCGCUACAAGAAGCCUGAACUUGAACGGCCAAUAAAAGUGAACAUAUUGCUCCCCAUCCUUUUUGUCCUGGCAUGUGUCUUCCUUAUCAUUGUCUCAUUCUGGAUGACACCCAUCGAGUGCAUAAUUGGUUUUGUCAUCAUCCUGUCUGGAGUUCCUGUGUAUCUAAUCGGAGUUAGAUGGCAAAACAAACCUGAGUGGAUGCUGAACGGUUUGUUUUCUUUAACAGCUAACUUCCAAAAGAUGCUGAAAGUUGUGCCACAAGAAUCCUAGUAAAAGAUGUACAAUCAAAAAUAGCCUGUGUUACUACCCCGAGCAUUUGUCAAACAAGUGUUACAAGUAAUACUACACUUUUCUUCAGUUGAUCUGCGUUGUCAAAUCUACAGAUCUUCCAGCACAAGCAAAUGUAUCUGAGCUCUUGGGUGACACAUUGGCACUGACUAAAAGAAGUUGUCACACGAUUUACAGAAAAUACUUUUUGUGAUGUUUUAUUUCUAUUUGUAAUAUUUUCCAGAAUACAGACACUAUCUCAGUAUUUUUUAAGAAAGAGUAAUGCUGCAGAAAAUUGUUUUAAGAAUGCUGACUGAUCUGCUGUAUGACUGCAGAGGUGGUCUCAGCCACGAAAACCUGGAUUUGAGAAAAGUAUCUGAAUGUAAACUUCAAGACAAAAAACAUACAUAUAUGUUUGAAGCAAAGGUAUUGAACACUAUCUGAAGUGAAGGCUGGAUGCUUAAAACUUGAAAUGUCUGUGCCAUUUAUUUUAAAUGGAAUUUUACUGAUUUUCAGUUGUAGUUUGUUCAUUUUUGGUCUAUACCCCUGACUGAAGACAGAUGUAGCUAGUUGUCAUUUAAAGAACUAAAAUCGCAGAAAGAAAUGUUCAAGGUUAUUUGUCAAGCUUUACAACUCUUUCUCACUAAUCUGAUUUCACUGGACAUCUAAGCCAAACCAUAGAAUGCUAUAAUAACUGCAAGUUAAUGAAUGAACCUGAAUUCUUGCACUAAAGUUCCCAUAUGAGCUCAUAGAGUUUCUGCAGUUUGAGCAAUCUCCCAAACAGUAAACCGCAGUACUUGUAAGAGUUUUUCAGGAGCAUAUUACAGUAAUUAAUUUGAGAUUUAUGUUUUUUUUCCUCUGCCUGAACAAGGUUCUGAUGCAGUACCAACCUGCUAUUUUUUUUUUUGCCAAGUCUGACACUGUAAAGAAUGAAAUAUUAUGUUACUGAACACUCCACUAUAACAAACUUAAGUUACUGAACACUCCACUAUAAUAAAAUUAAGUUACUGUUUUAAUAUUCUUA
Protopterus annectens (West African lungfish) is the source of this 2805-nucleotide messenger RNA. It is a transcript of the gene SLC7A5, whose product is annotated as solute carrier family 7 member 5. Gene Ontology annotation, biological process: amino acid transmembrane transport; neutral amino acid transport. Gene Ontology annotation, cellular component: membrane. The record is from RefSeq and is a predicted model, not a curated record. The coding region runs from base 246 to 1784 and encodes 512 amino acids. The transcript is spliced from 10 exons. Gene Ontology annotation, molecular function: L-amino acid transmembrane transporter activity; neutral L-amino acid transmembrane transporter activity. NCBI's taxonomy places the organism in Eukaryota, Metazoa, Chordata, Ceratodontiformes, Protopteridae.